This is a messenger RNA of Truncatella angustata, 1197 nucleotides long. RefSeq lists its product as uncharacterized. The transcript has 4 exons. NCBI's taxonomy places the organism in Eukaryota, Fungi, Ascomycota, Sordariomycetes, Amphisphaeriales, Sporocadaceae. Bases 222 to 1064 code for a protein of 280 amino acids. The record is from RefSeq and is a predicted model, not a curated record.
AUGAGUAUUAUUCAGUAGUAACAUAGAUUCUUAACAGGAUCUAGUGGAGUCCCCUCUGCCGUUGCUGGACUAUGGCUAUACACCGUGGACAAUAAGCAGCCAACGCGUAGCGGACUUAUACGACUCAGGCGUCAAACUCUGGACGAAGGACGACCUGGCAGACAUUGAACGACAACUAGAAUGAUUCACUUUCUUAGAUAGAUUUACUAUCCGAUCUAUUGAUGGAAAACAGGUCCAAGAAACCAUUUGUUGAAUACCAAGAGUACUGGCUACUUACUGCUGGAAAGCCGGAGGGUCCUUCCGAAACCUACUACUGCUCCUAUCUAGUAGGCUGGCAAAAUCAGCUAAGACGAGACUUCCGGGGCAACAUACAGGGAUGGCAGAGACUUUUCGAGACUAAGAUGAAGCUAUGGAAUGCGAGUGUCACUUGUGAAUCUUUCAAGUCGCUUGUUGGUAAGGUCCUGGCUACCCACAAAGUGACCAAGAUCGUCUGCUUCGGUCUCGGCGAUAUGGCGCGUCGGCCCCCCCAAGUGGUGCCACCCCCCAAAAAGGCUGACCAAACAGUAGACGCAGAGUCGGAUGGUGCCGAAGUAGACUCAGAAAUGAUGCAACACGCGGCAGCAUUGACCAUGGCGGAGGAAGCCCGUCGCCAUAAUGGCAAGGAGGUCCAACUACUUGCGCAGGAUCCAGGGUAUACAGAUGACACCAAAGGUCUCUUAGAACGAAUGGGGUUCAAAGUCGUCGGGGAUUUUGGGGCCGGAGGCUUUGCAGAAGUCGAUGACGAGUCUAUUGUGUUUUGUGCCUAUGUCUCUGCUCCUGUCAAGGAAAUCGUUGCUGACCUCGCUCGCCCUGCUGCAUUUAUCAGCUUAUUUGACCAAUGGCCGCCUUUUAACAACAGAAAUAAACCGUUUGCGGACCCCGAGUCCCCCAGGACAAGGCAAAUGUGGCAAAGCUAUGAAGGCUGGGAUUUCCCAACUUCUUCCAUUGAAGUGGAGUUGAUGAAGGGGUUGCACAAGCUGACGAUAUUUGUCCGAACGGCAACAGAUGGUGCUGGCAGCACUUGAAACGAGAUCAAUUUGUUAGCCCCGAUAGCAUCCAAGUAAUUACUCAUCAUCAACCCAAAAGCGGUUGUAGGCAACUACAGGAUCUUGGUUGGUCCAACACAGUUAUGAGUCUUGAGAAAUACUAGCUGAAUGC